GGGGACUGAAGAUGCCAAGGAAAACAGUGGUGUUACGAUCAUCCAACAAAGAGCACGCUUACAUGUUUAUACAUGCAUCAAUUAAAAGUUACCUUGUACUAAUGCUAUUGUGCUGUAUAUACAGCAAAAUAUUCGACUUUUUCAUUUGACGACUACUGAAAAAAAUCAUUUUAUUCACCUACAUAAUAUUUCAAAAAUUCUAGUCGAAGUUUAAACUUUCAAUUUUAUUUCUAAAUGGCAAAAAUGUUGAUAAGGACUAGACGCGAGUGCGACAACAAAAUUGCAUUUUUGUUAAGAGUUUCAUUUUUUGUCGGAAUUCCUUUUAUUUACUUUGUGUUUGUGUGUGCGAUUGGAACCGUGAAGAGCGCCAGCGGAGGGGUAGUAGUCGAAAGCAAUAUAAUAGCACCAGACUUCGAAGAUUCGUUCUCGACCCGCCAUCUGCUCGGCCUAGCGGAGUCCGGCAAGAACUGUACCCCAGCCGCCAUUUUGGAGUUCCCGCCUGAUGGGUUGACUCAUAAACAACGUCGAAGUGGAUUUAUCGUAAUCCACUGCAUCUUGGCCAUAUAUUGUUUCCUACUGUUGGGUACAGUGUGCGAACAGUAUUUCGUACCAGCAAUCGAUAUGAUGUGUGAUCGUUUCGACAUGUCAUCGGACGUGGCCGGUGCCACGUUUAUGGCAGCUGCCAGCUCCAGCCCGGAGCUGUUCAUCAACUGCGUGGGCACGUUCGUGACAGAGGGAGAUCUGGGAGUGGGCGCCAUAGUCGGCUCGGCCGUGUUCAACGUGCUAGCGGUGCCUGCGUGCUGCGCUCUCUUCACCAGCCAAGUCAUCGAGUUGGAUUGGUGGUCGGUUUCCCGGGAUUGUCUGAUGUAUGCGGUCACGGUGGUUGCUCUGAUCCUGACCCUGCUCGACGACAAGAUCUAUUGGCAUGAGGCACUGCUGCUGGUGCUGAUGUAUACCUUCUAUAUCUUGGCAAUGGUGUUCAACAAACGACUUGGCAAGUUCGUAAGGAGCGGUUGCUGUGUGCCUAACAAGCCAAAAGUGUACACGGAAAUCACACCACUACUUAUAAAAGACAAGCAACAUUCUUUGGAUCCUACAUGCCGCAUGAACAUGUCAACCAACGACUUGGAACGAGGAGUGGAGAUGGCGAGGAGACACGAUUCGGAGACAUCAGACGUCAGCAGCAUAAGCUCAUUGUGGUCGUGGCCUGACGAGAAAGCUUCAACGUUGAAGAAACUUCUGUGGGUGGUGACUUGGCCCAUCGGCCUGCUGCUCUGGGCCACGGUGCCGGACUGCCGCCGCUACCCGCGCCUCUACCCGCUCACCUUCGUGAUGUGUGUCUCAUGGAUCGGAGGAGUAUCAUACCUUGUAGCUUGGAUCAUUACCAUUGUCGGCGAUACAUUAGACGUCCCUGAUAGCAUCACAGGGCUGACAAUCCUGGCUGCCGGCACCAGCUUACCUGAAGCUGUUUCAAGUGUUUUGGUGACUAAAAAUGGUCAUGGUAACAUGGGCAUCAGCAACUCCAUAGGAUCGAACACGUUUGACAUCUUGCUUUGCCUAGGCCUACCGUGGCUCGUGAAGGCACUCUUCUACCCGAGUGUACCAGAAAACUAUUUUGUGUCGAUCAACUCCAGCGGGCUCUCUUACAGUGCUAUAUCGCUGUUGUCCACUCUGUUCACAUUGUAUGGGGCACUGGCACUUAAUAAAUUCCAAUUGGACUGGAAAAUCGGAGUCAUCUGUAUCGUGGCGUAUGCCGGCUACAUAGUCUUCGCGGCCCUUAUAGAACUGAACGUAUUCUUCUUGGUAAACCUACCUAUUUGCCCUCAUUAAAGAUUUUAAACGAAGAACUGAUAUAUUUAUAAGUAUCAGUGUUCGUCGUAUAAAUAAGCUGAUAUUGGUAGUUGAUAUGAUGAUGGGAUUUGCAAUAGUUUAUUUUAGUGCUAUUUUGCGGAGAUAGGUUCUUAAUAUCAGUGUACCCUUCAAAAGUAUUCUUAUACGUAUACCUACUUAAUAUAUUAUAAUGUGGUAUAAACUUGAUCCUGGCUUGUUUAAGUUUAUGGUAUUAUACUUAAAAUCCAACAAAUUAUGUUCAAUCUGCAUAAGUAAACUCUAAGUGAAAUUCUCUAAUACAAAU
Chilo suppressalis (striped riceborer) is the source of this 2134-nucleotide messenger RNA. Lineage: Eukaryota; Metazoa; Arthropoda; Insecta; Lepidoptera; Crambidae. The record is from the annotation of a GenBank genome assembly.